Anopheles stephensi (Asian malaria mosquito) is the source of this 5313-nucleotide messenger RNA. RefSeq lists its product as uncharacterized. The coding region runs from base 2369 to 3370 and encodes 333 amino acids. Lineage: Eukaryota; Metazoa; Arthropoda; Insecta; Diptera; Culicidae. The record is from RefSeq and is a predicted model, not a curated record. The transcript has 10 exons.
ACAGUUGGACGUCUCGCCACUGUGAAAAGCUGGCCAGUUGAUAAAUGAGAUGAAUUUGAAGAGUCGCCAUGAGCGAAACAUCUCGCUUCGUAGUUUCAGAUAAACACACUUCUCUUACAAACACAAAUGCUCAUGAUUAAAAAUAAACAUAAAAAAUCAAUUCACAGCAUCCCGCGAGAGUUUGCUUGUGCAAAACGUGUGCUUUGCCAGAGGGAGAGUGAGAGAUACUUAGAAUGGGAAGAGAACGGAUAUCGGUCACUCGCGAGGGAACUCAUGCGCCGAGACGAAAACCAACCAGGAUACAACACCCAAAAACCGACUUAGAAUACUGUGGUACAGAAACACGAUAUCCGAACACGAACCAUCGACGUUUGGAACGGAGUCAGUCACUCGCGGAUAGUACACGCGGCAGGAUUCGAGUGUGCCGUGUGUUUCUGUAUUGUGUUUGUACGCCUUCGUCUGUUCCAGCAAUGGGAUACAGCCAUCAUUGCGAACAUCAAGCUCCACGGCUGAUCUUAACAGGAUACAUUGAGGGCGAUACCAUUUUCGCCUGUUGUGUCAACAUUAUCAACGUGGCACAAAGUGUUUAAAUCAUGUGACGUUUAGCAUUGAACUCGCGCUGCAUCAAAAAAGUGGAUUAACGGCAAAUAUUAGCGCAAAUGGGAUAUCUUAAAGGCUCCGUGGCUCGGUGAAAUCGUAAUAAAACCUCAUCAUUCACAUCAGACGUCAGAAUCAGCAAUAAUAAAACGCUACGAGCUAAUGGAUGUUCGGAAUUUCAAUUCUCUUUCUUCAGAAAGGGUAAACAAGCCCAACGUUUAUAAAAUUGUCCAUUUGAUUUAGAUCUCUUCCUCGAAACGGUUCUGAUUUCGGUCAGAUGUUUCGCAUCAUUGCUACGAAUACGUGUCUGCGUAGUUGUUGUUGUGAGCUGUACGCUAUGUGACAUAAUUUGUGUACCAGUGAGAUGCACCCGAAAUGUUUUUGUUUUCUCUGCUCGACAUCUUUGUGGAAAGAUUAAACCAACAAGAUGGGCCACUUAGUGAGUCUGUGGUUUGGUUUGGUAAACCGAUAGUGACAGUGUGAGGGUAAAAUCAUCAUUGAAAAAAGCGACUACUUUAGUGAGCGCUCUGAAUUCAUUCAUUUGUUACUCUGGUCCGUAAGAUACAAGAUGCUGAUGCAGAAUCAUAGUGCACGUGAUAUUCCAGAAUCCAGAAGAUAAACAACUCUUCCUCAACCGAUUUAAUUUUAUUUCUGUGGCGGUUUUUUGUUUUUUUGUCUUUGCGUUGGUUGCGCAAGUGGUCCACCGCGAUUCCUACGGACAAUCGGAAUGAGAAAGGGAAAUGAAUAAAACAUCUACCAGUACCACCGAAUGGCCGAUCGGUUUGUCCUCGACGUGUCCUUGUCACUGUCCGUCGUCCUGCACACCAUCCGCACGCAGGUCAGAGCAAGAUUAAAUGAAGACAAACCAAUGUCGGCGGAAAACUGGACUGAAAAGCUCAGCGUUCGCACUGAUGAAAUGCAGCUGGUUAAAGACGAGUGAGAGCGGCAGGACGAGCCCGGUGCGGUGCCAUCCGACAGUGAAUGUGUCCUUUGUGUCGGCACAGAUAGCUUCGCUUUGUCUCGUCUCGUUCCUUUUUUUCGGGCACUGUCUAGCUUUUGCUUCUGACACUACCGGGAAAAUGCAGAAGCAUGAGCUGACGGUUUGAAGUGGAUUUCAAUUAACCCGGCUUAUGGUUGAGUGAUAGGUUUUCCUCGCAACGGAAAGUUCUCAAAAAUGCUGCUCUGAAAUGAGGAUGGUUCGCUGAGACUGACAUCAUCGAGCACUAUUUCAACCUUUUACGCUUAUUGCUGAAGAAAAUACCACCUACACAUGACCGGAAGAUUCUUCAAUUAGGUCAUCUGUUACGGUAUCUCAAACAAACAAAUUCUGCAAAUAGCAGUGAGCUAGUGAGCAAUAUUUCAAAUCAACAGCAGUGGGCCAAAAAUCCACAAAGUACAAACAAACCUACGCGCGUCGUACCGUUUCUCUUGAAGUGAACAUUCGUAAGGGUCAAGCAGUGUGGCCGUUUGGAUCCCCCCCAAAAAAAAAAAUGGUAGAAAAAGUGUAGUGAAACAGAUUUGCAACGACUGAAAAUUGUGAGUGCAUCGGUACUUGGGGUCAGCCUGCUGGAACCUGCAAACCCCGUAACGAGUGUGUGCGUGUGUGUGUGUGUGUGUGGAUGUGUAAAUGUGAAGUGAAGGCUGCCGCCGUGCAAACGAGUGUACGUGAAACCCUAACACGGAAACCGACCAAAAAUCAUUUCAAACCUCUGGUGAGCGCUGCAGUGCACGGGGAGGAUCUGGAAACGAAGAUUCUCCCUUACCGCCCACUAUGGGAACACUUCCGAGCGUAAUGGAUUUACGGCUUCCCAUCCUGUGGUUGCUGCUGGCAGCAGAGCUGUCGGUGGGGCUGCGGAACGUACGGGUCACGGUCCCAACGGCCGUCCGGAAAGGCGAUCCCGUUCAUCUGUACUGCGAGUACGAGCUGGAGGACAACGAGCGGCUCUAUUCGAUCAAGUGGUACAAGGGAAAGCGAGAGUUCUAUCGCUACACACCACAGGUGCAUCCGUCGGUGCAGGUUUUCAGCGUCAGCGGAAUCGACGUCGAGCGGUCACUUUCCAACGAAAGCCACGUGGUGAUGAAGGCGGUCGAAACGAAUUACUCAGGAAAGUACAGCUGUGAGGUGUCGGCCGAUGCACCAUCCUUCCACACGAUCAUCGUCUCAGGGGACAUGGAAGUUAUCGAGCCGCCGCUCGAACAGCCAUCAGUAGCUGGGGUGCAGGCACGAUAUCGACCGGGAGAUAUCCUUCGGGCAAACUGCACCUCGCAUAAUUCUAAACCAGCAGCAAAUUUGACGUGGACGAUUAAUGAUGUACCGAUCCCACCGCAGUACGUGAAGCUGUACCGACCGAUAAAGGAUACGUUCACCGGGCUGGAGACAUCCAUCGUCGGUGUCAACUUUAUGGUGGCCCACGAUCAUUUCGUGAAAGGAAAGUUGAAGUUGAAGUGCUCAGCAUCGAUACACCAACUCUAUCACGAAACCAUCGAACAGCUUGUGCCGGAAGAUCGGCCACGGAUAUUGGCGACCGGCGUCUCUGCUAGUGGGCACAGUAUCAGCCUGUACCAAGGGUCGGUUCAUGAGUCCGAGCUGACAGAUCAAAACGACGCCUAUCUAACCGUGAACGGAUACAAAGCGGACAAAUCAUCCCCGCUCGCAUCGUCCUCCGGCGGUUUGCAGAUCGAUUCCUACGUUAAGGUGUGCUGGGUUACGUUCUACAUCUGCAUCAUCUGUACCGUGAUGGUAUACUCGAUACGGUAUCUGAUGGUUACCUGACCCCAGCAGCGGGAGGCCAAGAGCGGUGCUGGCUCAGCGAAUGCCUCGCUGGCAGAAGGGACAACACUGGAGCUGGAUCCACUGCCGAGCAGCUAUCCCGUCCCACCGCCUCCGUCUGCCGCCACCAUUUCUUCGCCGGCCCUCCUAAACGUAGACAACUGCGUCCUUUUCCUUCCAAGGUGAUGAUGCAACACGCUGCGAACCAACGUACCAGUGACUUUUUGCACACAUUUGUUUGGUGCCCAUGCCCCCAGGCAAUUGAUCAAUCUCCGCUACCGGGCGAAGAUCGGAAAUCGGAACUCUCAAAAACAAGCCUAAAGGUGAAAGACAGCCUGUGCAUAGAAUACCCACAUACUCACACAAUCAAAUACCAGCAGCGUGUCUCGUGUCAUCGUGUUUGUAUCGUCGUGCAAGAUCUUUCUAAUAAUUAAGGUAAAACGGUUUGGUUUAUUCCUACGUGUAAAAGUAUAUUUUUAUAGGAGCUACCAGGCGCCUCCAUCGCGAUCGAUGGACACCAUCCUGAAUCAUGUGUUAACAAAUUCACCAGCAUGGUUUUGUGGGCAUGUUUGAAGCGACGUUUUGAGGUAAUGAUAAUUCUGCAGUUCGAUCAUAGGCGCUAAACAAAUCUUUACCUUACCUUAGCUUUUGGGUAAACCGUGUAAAUAGUUUUAACGUAAUGUAAAUAACUACACUAUUGUCCAGCUUCUAGAACCCCCGUUCCUGACUCCUACCGUCUUCCUUCCUUCCUUCGUCCUGAUUGUCCAACCUCAGAAACGGAAAUAAAAACAAAAAAUGGAUUUUAAUGUAACGUUAUGCAUCGUCAGUCACGGUGCUAAAUGAGUCCAUCUAAUGUUAGCAACGGUUAAGACAUAGCACGAAUAUGGAAGCAAGCAAGCUGCUUCAUAUCGAAUCCAAGCGACUACGAUGCAUAAAACAGUCGCGGGAAAAAUAAACGAAACAGGUUAACCUAGCCAAUAAUCGACAUAACAAUCUGUACGUGUACAUAAGGGCCAGACAAAACAUUGUAGCAAAUCUACCGAUGAGAGCAGUUUGGAUGCGUGGUGUAAAUGGCCGAAUACAUACUAACAAAACAAAAGGAAUAAAAUAAACUGCAUCCUUUAGCCGUACCCCGUAAAUGUAUGCUUACCUUUGCGUUUCAUAUCGGGUAGUUCACCCCAGACUUGGGUUUUUAUGGGUUAUUGGGCUUGACUUACCUGCAAUAGAUAAAGAAUGUAUCAAUUUGUUGUUCACUACAAACACAGAAAGGAGACAAAUAAACUAACAAAUGAAAAACCAGUAUUUCGUUGUUUGCAGUCUCUGAGUACGCUACAAGAUAUAAUAUCACUAUGAAACAUCGAUGUUAUCUAAUCUCUUGGAGGCCAUCAUCAACAUUUCUCUUACGGCUUAUUUGACCAUACAACCUAGGGAGGACUUGCCUACAAUAUCAAACUUUCUUGAUUUGAAUUUAACUGGUAAUUCAGUACCGCGUACCAAGAACGAUCUGGAUGGGUUUCGAUACACGGUCAAUGUAUUGGAAAGAUCAGCCUCAAAGAAUGACCGUGUAAAAUCUCUCAAGGUUAUAUUGCCAAAAACGACGAAGAUAAAUGUAUAAUGAAGUUCGCCAAUAUACACCAAUCGCAUUCUACGUCAGCACCGGGCGGCCGGUGCUUCACAGACCAGGAUCGAGUUUCAAAUCGAAUCUGAACCGUUCUUCCAUAAUGAGGACUAAUUAUCAAGCUAUUCGGUAUCAGUGAGUCUAAUAAGCCAUAAAUGUCAGGCAUGACUACUGGCAUGAGGUCGUUAGGCCAAGAGAAAAGAAGAAGCAUCAAUAGCAUGGUAUUGGUUCACCGACAAAAGUAAGUAUGAUGUUGCCCUUCAAUGAUACAAUAGAAAACGUCUAGAAUAGAUCAGUGAUUUAGCGUUACAGGUAUCAAUAAACUGAA